AUGGCGUCCAGUGUGGUGGAAAACUUAUGUGAGUUACAUCAACUUUUUAGGGACAUAUCCUCGAAGUUUUCUCCCGCUGAAUCAGAAGAUGUCGUGCAAUCUUUGAAGAAUAUUUACGGCGAGGAAUUCAAAUCGCUAGGAAAUCAAGAUUUGUUGUCUUGUUUGGAUCGUUUGUAUGAAUUCGGUUAUGUUACACAUACGAAACUGACUCUAAUCAAGGAGUUCAUUGCUACAAGAUCAAACAAUAAGCAUGACAUUAACAAAAGAGUUGAAGACUUCGAGACCUCCCGCCCAUCGCAGCCUGAGCCAGAAAAGGAAUUACACGGAAGAAUAGAGGAGUUCAAGGAGAUUACGGAAAAACUUAAAAUGAAGCCUUCCGUUGUUAAUUUGCAUGGAUCCGCUGGAGUGGGAAAGACAACUCUUGGUAGGAACAUUUGUGAUAAAUGGGCUGGUGAGAAAUAUAUCUUUGAUUUAAGAGAAGCUAAAGAUAUGACGGCGGUUUAUCUAAACAUCAUGGGUAAACUUGACCUAAACAUGCAAAACGUUCGUUUUGAUAUGGGUACUGUUGUUGGAAGAAUUCAUGACCUGUUGAAUGUGACAAGCGAAGGUGCUCCUGUUCUUUUACUUCUUGACAAUGUGGAUCAGUUCACUGAAGGAAAGGGAAAGGAGAGCAAGAACUUAAGAACACAAUUUUUGUACUUCCUGGAAAAGCUGUCAGAGUUUGAUGGCAAGAAAGGUUCAUUAGACGUGCUUCUGACUUCAAGGACUCAACUGAAUGAUUCAGAGAAGGUGUCUGAUUUUAAGUUGCAACCUCUUACAAAUAAUUUUUCAGAGAAAAUCUUGCUACCUACAGAAACAUUUCAUGUUGAGGCACAGCACAAGAAGAAGCUUCUUGGCAUCUGCAACGGAGUCCCGUUACUGUUGAAAGGAACAUCUGCAAUUUUGAAACAAAAGCGAAAGUCACCCAGUGAUCUGAUUGAUGUGGUAGAAAUGAACUCUCAAGAGGAAGCUGGAUUUCCUGUGAAAUCAAAACAUGAGGGGGAUACAGAAGAAAACCCUUUCAAUUCAGAAGAAGAAGGCAUUAAUGAAGAGCAGACAUCAGUGAUCAGAGAAAUGUUCUAUAGCCUACCAUCUGAUACUUUGAGGGUUUCUGCUGUUUUAGUGUCAUUGUUUCAUGGACCCUUCACUGCUUCUGCUGCUGCCAAAGUUCUUGAUGUUAGCACAUCAGAAGCUGUAGCACAGCUUGAAGGACUAGCAACCAAUGAAAUUAUUCAUAUAGCUGACAAAGAUGCCAAACAGUUGAUGUAUGACAUUCAUCCACUUUUAAGAAAGUAUGCUGAAAGCAUUAAAGAUCAUGCAAUGUUCUGUGAAUCUUACACUAGAGCAAGGGGUCGAUUUUUUGAGCACUUUAUGACAAAGGUGCAAAAAAUCGCAGGAUUUGUAGAAUCCAACUACAUCAGGGCAAUUAAUGAGUUUGUAAGAGAUUGCCCAAACUAUGAUUUUGCAGUAAGCCUCUUCUUACUGCCAGAGUACUUCAUUUUUCCAGGUGAAUACCGGGAAAGUGUAAUCAUUGCAAGCCUUUUCAAAGACAUGUUGGCUCGAGAAAAACAGAUGGAGUUGUUUCGUUCAUGGGCAGAGAUGUGCGAAGAUGAUGGAGAGUCAGGUACACGUAACUAUCUUUUUCUUGGCAUUUUGUUAAUGUACAAAACAAUGCAAUCCACAUGCAAAUUUGUUGUUUUGCUAAAUAAAUUUAACCCAGAUUUUAGCCAUAGUAUGCCUCUCAAAUAUGUAGAAGUUCAUGGAGGCCCUUUUUGCAAAGUACCAAAGGGGGCUUUCAUGCAAAGACAUGAUAUCUUCAAACAUGAAAAUAACAUGUUAUUUUCACUCUUGGAAAAAAAGUCAAACAUGCUGGUAAACUCAUAGAAAACUUAAAGUUAUUUUAUAAAAGCAAUAGAUCAUUUCGGGUCGUGAUUUACAAACCUUUCUCUUGUUCUCCCAACAUCCUGCAUGGGUUAUCACGCCGGUAAACCCAUAGAAAGUGUGGUCUAUUGCUUAGGUAUUUUGCAUGCUACUACACCAGCAUUUGAAACGGAAUUACCCAGAAAUAGUCUAUCCUUCUUUGGUGAUCCUUUUUUUAUUAUGUGCCUCCAAAUUCGAUGUGAAACUAAAACAAAAAUCCACAGUAAUUGUCCAUUAUUGAUGGCAAAGAAGAUAAGGGGUAACAUCUCACCAAGUUGGUGAAUAGGGCUGGAAUAGCACAUCCAAAACUUGAAAACUUUGCACAUGCAUCACACUUUCGUUCAUUCUUUGCUAUGAGCAGGGGGGACGGGUUGACUGCAUGACCUCAACUCCAGGAGAGUUUGUCAGAGAAGAAAGAUUAUUUAAAACAAUAUGUAUCCCAAACUCUAACCUUGCUCAAGGCAUUGAUGCUUGGUGGAAAAAAAUACUUCUGUUCACGUACAUGUACUCCAUGCUUUCUUAGUCAUUGCUUACCGUACUUACACUGUAAUGAGUGGGAGCAACAACUAAAACCCACUGAGAUGGAGGAAAAUAUUUGGAAGUGAGGAUUGGGAUUAGUGCACCAAAUCCUCUCGGUAAACCGCUCUGGUACAGUGUUCAAAGUGUGUGGGUGACUUACUCCAGCUCUUUGCUGUUGCUGUUCAUACUAUACCAGAUUCAUGUAGACAAGAAAAGCUAUUCUGUAUAGUGUAGGUUUUCGGUCCUGAGAUUCUCGGGUAGGUUAUUCCAUAAAUCAGACAUUCAAACAAAUAUUUUCACUGCUGCAACAACUACUAGCACCACUUCCACUGGCACUACCACUCACCACAUCCACUUCAUGUGCCACUACCAAAAACACUAUUACUACAGCCACUACCACCUUUCCUUUUUGCUACCAGCUGCUGCUACUGCCAAUACUGCUACCACUGCAGUGAACAACAGCCAUAAACUGCACUGCUACUUUUGGUACCAUAUACCAACACCACCGCCACUACCAUUACUACUACCACUACCACUACCAUUGCCACUACCACUAUUUACUAGCACUGCCUCAACCACUACCACUACCACUUUCACCUCAGUAUAACACAUCCCCUGCUUCCAACACCAUUGCCUUUAGCACUCUAAUAACUGAAGUACAUUUACCAAGAGAAUCCAAGGCACAACGUGCUAAAGUCAACAAUUUUGGCAAUUUUAACUUGUUCCUUUUUUGUAGGUUCCUUAUUUCGCGCACGCUUACGAUGCUGGGAAGCUAGACUGGUCUUAGAAGCUCAGGGUGCGCAUAAGGCAUUUGAUGUGUUAGAGAAGGCAUCCCUGUCCUUAAAACAAGUUUAUGACAAAUCUACUGAAUCCUUCAAGCAGACUCAAGGGCUCGUCAGGUAUUUUGAGGGAGAAAUCUAUUACCAAAAUAGAUACUACCAGAAAGCGAUUGAAUGUCUGAAGUCCUCUUUAGACCUCAUGGAGGGUCCGCUAAAACUUGACACCAAUCUUGUCAGGUGUUAUAACGCUCUGGGCAAUUGUUAUUACGGACUUAAUCGAAUGGAGAAAGCACUCCAACUUUACUACAAGGCACUAAGAAUCCAAAAGGAAGUAUCUGGCUUUGAUUAUCACUACAACAUUCCAUUUUACAAGAACCAAAUUGGCACAGUUCACGAACAAAAAGGAGAGUAUGACUAG
Molecule: messenger RNA, 3675 nt
Organism: Porites evermanni
Lineage: Eukaryota; Metazoa; Cnidaria; Anthozoa; Scleractinia; Poritidae
Source: the annotation of a GenBank genome assembly